This is a messenger RNA of Copidosoma floridanum, 1227 nucleotides long. RefSeq lists its product as uncharacterized. Gene Ontology annotation, cellular component: dendrite; axon; neuronal cell body. NCBI's taxonomy places the organism in Eukaryota, Metazoa, Arthropoda, Insecta, Hymenoptera, Encyrtidae. The record is from RefSeq and is a predicted model, not a curated record. Gene Ontology annotation, biological process: sensory perception of taste; chemosensory behavior; male courtship behavior.
AUGUCGAGCACAACGCGCAACGCACCAACGUCGUCCGUCCUGCCGAUUUUCAUGUUCAACUGGAUCUUCGGCAUAGGCGUGAUCGAGUACCCACUGGGGAAACCGCGUCCGGUCAUAAGCUUCGUUUACACGUCGAUGUUACUUGCCACGUAUUGCGUCCUCGCUGGACUCACUUACUCGGAAUCCAACGGGUUCUCCCUCUACGACGCGUCCAGGAUAAUUCUGCCGAUCAGAAUAUUCUUCUUCGCGCACAUCCUGCUCACCAUCGUCACGCUUACUUUGGGCUGGUUCCGCAGUCAGUCGCUGCACAAGUGCCUGAUGAAAGCUGCACUGAUCGAUGACAUGAUGAACCAGAUCGGCAUUAAAAACGUCCGCGGGCAGAUAUUCAAGCGCCAGAUCGGAAGUAUAGUGGCCAACUCGGCGUUCACGUUUUUAAUAAUGGGCUUCAACGCGGCGUUUAUCGAGCUUAACGAUGUCCCGCUGUACCAUAGGCUUUUGAUGACCAUCACGAUAUCUUACCCCGUGUUCGUCAUGUUCAUCGCUGACCUGACGUUUAUGAACAUUGUCAAGAACGUAUCUUGUGCGCGUUAUAGACUUCAAAUGGUCAACGAAGUUCUAAAAAACAUGAUUACAACGACGAUGGAAUUUCCUCAGCAUAAGCGUCUUUUGAGCCUUCCAACUAAGGAGUCGAAAAAUCUAGAUGUUUACAUGGUUGACGGAAUGCCCAAAAAUCACGCCAUCGUCUUAAAAAUAUCCAAGAGGAUUCACUUACUGGUGGUCAAAAUUUGUCGUGACGCGGACAGUAUGUACGGCGUACAAAUGUUGUUGUCGAUCGUGGCGGCUUUUGCAGUAAUCACGGGUGACCUAUACAUUAUGUACGCUACGUUGGUCGAUAAGUACGCAUCGCGCAUAGAAAUUUUGGAAACGUGUUCAGUCGUUUCCAUUUGGUCGAUUAGAACAGGAGAUGUUAUUAACGAAUUGUACGAUGAUCCGACAAUUAACAGUGACAUUCAAAGUGAGAUUCGAGACUUUAACAUCCAGCUUAUACAAAACCCCCUGAAAUUUUCAGCUCUUGGAUUCAUCGAUCUUGAUUUCUCUUUGAUUCAAGGGAUGACUGCCUCCAUCACGACUUAUUUGAUGAUUCUGAUUCAACUCGGAAAACUUACCCCUUCAACAGUUUCCUUUUAUAAUAAUACAAGAAAGAGCCGAGUGAAUGAAAAAUUUUAG